AUGAACAGCGCAAAAGCCAGGGUACCCAAAUGUGCAAGGUGCCGCAACCACGGCUUGAUCUCCAGUUUGCGAGGACACAAGAAAGCAUGUGCUUAUCGGAAUUGCCAAUGCCCAAAGUGUGGGCUCAUCAAGGAACGUCAAAGGAUUAUGGCAGCUCAGGUAGCAUUGAAGAGACAACAGGCCGCGGAAGAUAAAAUAGCCCUACACUUAGCGUCAGUUGAAAGUGGAACAUCUUUAGAGGCUUUGCCCCCGGGGAGGAUUUACGGCAUGAGAGUCACGGGACCGUGCCAGAGCCCUGGUCCAGAACCUGACUCCGCGGCUGAUGAUCACACGCCGAUUCACAUUGACAGCGAAACAAGCGAUUCUCAGCCGGAUUGUUGUACUUCACCAGAUUCUUCGGCGCAUACGUCUUUGGGGAAUCGACAGUGCGGUACAUCAAAUGAUGCGUGUACCGAUAGCGACAACCCUGUAAGCACUGCGGGGUUAGAAAUGCUGAAAAAAACUAUUUCCUGGCAAGAAAAGGUCGGUUUUGGAGGUCCAAAAGACAAACUACCAAUCAGUGUACCGAGUUCAUUGAACUAUGAUCUGUCACUACCGAACCCUGAUGAAUCCAGGUGGUCGGCAUUUAGACCGGUGGGCCCACGAGCUCCUUCUCUGAUGUCAGCGCUUGUAAUGGGCCGCGUUUGUGGUUCAGAUUGGCUCGUCCCACUACCAGCUUUACCAGCUCUCUCUGCUCCAUUGUUACUACCCCUGCAGCAUCCGCACGGCCCACCGCCUCCCUGACUCUGCACCUUCCAGGAUUGUGACAUUUUCUUCAGAAGCAUCCGGAUAGCGAGAUUAAUUCGGGAAAUCGACUUCGCUAGAUAUCACUUCUACGACCGAGCUCGUAUUUAUGAACGGAGUAAAGAAGUUGGUAUCAAGUCCCUCCAGGGAUCUACGAUGACCGUGACCUAUGAGCCCAUACCACUUUUCGCACCGUACAAGAUAGACACUAAGCUAAUUUACUGGGACGAUAGAUCACUAUUCUUUGAACAUGAGGUAGUGACAUUAAUGGAUGGAAGAAGAAGAUGUCUUUUAAUCUCCCGGCAAUAUGCCAUUGGGUCAACUAAAGAGACCACCAAGAUUCUACUCAACGGACUUCCUGGAUCAGAAACUGUACCAAAAUGUCCACCACAUAUUGAAUCUUGUAUAAUUGCAUUAGCGUAUAUGUUUUGGGAUGUUAACUACUUCAUACGGGUCGCUUUCACUAUCGCAGUUGGAAGACUGUUCAAGAAGAAGAGCAGCAUAAAGGACUGUACAACUAUUUAUGGCUUCUGCACAACACAAGACGUGGACAUCUUCCUACGACACAUGAACAACGCCCGUUAUGUACGGGAGUUGGAUUUCGCAAGAUUCCACUUCUAUGAUGCUACCGGAAUCUAUACAAACAUAAAGGCGGUUGACGGUCACGUACUGCAAGGAGCGUCUUCGAUAAGAUACCGAAGGACUAUACCUAUAUUUACUCCAUACAAAGUUGAGACAAAGUUAGUUUAUUGGGAGGACAAAACACUGUACAUAGAACAAAAGUUUAUCACAUUUGACGGCUUCGUUCGCGCUGUCGUGUUGUCCCGUCAAAAUCUCAUCAAUGUUGAUGCCAACACGCUGCUGAAAAACGUCCCAGGCGCGGAAAGCAAACCCGAAUGUCCAGAAGAAAUUAAACAUUGGUUAAAUGCUAUUGAAAUUUCAAGCGCAAGAUUAAGGAAAAAGGAUUAA
Leptosia nina is the source of this 1752-nucleotide messenger RNA. The record is from the annotation of a GenBank genome assembly. NCBI's taxonomy places the organism in Eukaryota, Metazoa, Arthropoda, Insecta, Lepidoptera, Pieridae.